Molecule: messenger RNA, 2307 nt
Organism: Trypanosoma theileri
Lineage: Eukaryota; Euglenozoa; Kinetoplastea; Trypanosomatida; Trypanosomatidae
Product: serine/threonine protein kinase
Exons: 1
Coding region: 1-2307 (768 amino acids)
Biological process (GO): peptidyl-threonine phosphorylation; positive regulation of DNA-templated transcription; peptidyl-serine phosphorylation
Cellular component (GO): nucleus
Molecular function (GO): protein serine/threonine kinase activity; ATP binding; transcription coactivator activity
Source: RefSeq, a predicted model, not a curated record
AUGAAUACCGACGCAUCCGUGGCUUCUUCCUUCGAUCACCACAGGGAGACGGAUAGACGAGAACAUGAAGGAUCAGGGAGACACGCCCCACACGGGAAAUCUUCACCUCCUGUGAGGUCUCAGUAUCCACAGUCGAAUGUUCAAAGUUCAACAGUCUCAAAUGUCGCUGACACGUGUAAUGUAGGUAGUAGACAUCCAACGGGUGAUCCUUCCUUGUCAGCAUCGCGAACAAGUGGAAAGCCUAUUUCUAAUACGGGUAGGAGUUAUGGAAGUGGCGGGGACCACACGGUGUAUCGAGAUCCCUAUGCUAAUGGCUAUGCUGGUAGUAGUACAGGCAACGCCGUCACUCCUUCUCCGCCAUGUAGAAAUACGAAUAGAACCCACGAGGGGGGAUUAGAUGAUCCCCCAACAGCAACUGCAGUGGAAGUAACAACAACAACAACAGUGAGGGGUGGUACAGCUGCGGUGACUGACACUGUGCCCAAUACAGAUAAUACAGGAAUGGUGACAAGUGAGAACUGUGAGAGGGAUAAGGGGUCUGAUGGGAUACCUUCUGCCUCUUGUGUUAGGACGGCGACAACAAGUUCUACAGGCAAAAAAGAUGUUUCUUGUGAAGGCCAAGUUGGGGAUUCCGAAAAACUCUCAACUGACACUAAAAAUGUAGCUGGGACGGAAAGCAAUGAGAAUAGAACGCGAGAAGAUAGUUCUCAAACUACAGCAACAACAACAAUAGGUAUGGUAACAGAACAACAACAACAACCAAAGUAUCCACGGCAUCAACAGUCAAUGUAUGUAGAUCCGAACAGAGAAGGACAUUCUAGUAUAUCUGCUAAAGGACACUCCAUACAUGUCUCUAAUACUACCACCAGUACAUCAGCAUCAGCAGCAGCAGUAGCAGUAACAACAACAAAUAAUAAUAAUAAUAAUAAUAAUAAUAAUAAUAAUAAUAAUAAUAAUAAUAAUAAUAAUAAUAAUAAUAACACAAGUACUACAGCUGCUGCUACCUCUAUGGGACCUGCUGCUUCUACAACUGAUGGAACUACUGUGGUGAAUUACGUUCGUCCUGCUGUGGCUCUCAGUGUCCAUUUACUAUCUCUCUACAAGAAAGUAAAUGAGAUGUACUGCCGCCAGCGUCGAAUAGAAAUUCCAGGACCAAAAUAUAAUAAUGGUUUUGAUGAUAAAGAGGGUCACUAUCUAGUUCUCUCCGGUGAAGAAAUACUUAACCGGUAUACUGUUCAGGAGGUACUUGGAAAGGGUAGUUUCGGUACUGUCCUCCGUUGCUAUGAUGAAAAGCGACGUGAGAAUGUAGCACUAAAAAUCACUCGUCAUGGACUAAGUUUUCGUACACAAGCUAAGCUAGAACUUGAUAUUCUGCUUAAACUGAAUGUUAAUCCACAUCUUAAUCAUUUAGUUGUUAAAUUAUUAAAGGUAUUUGAUUGGCAGGGUCAUCUUGUUCUAGUAUUUGAGCUAUUAAGUUUUAACUUGUACCAACUCAUUAAGUGUACUCGAUACAACGGUGUGACACUAGAUUUAGUCCGAAAGUUUGCCUAUCAGCUUGUACAAGUUCUCUACCAACUGGAGCAAACGAAACCUAGUCCUAUUAUCCAUUGUGAUAUUAAACCAGAGAAUAUCCUUCUACGAAAUCAGAACCGUAGUGGUAUCCGUCUCAUUGACUUUGGUUCUGCGUGCUAUGCCAACAAGGUGAUUCACAAGUACAUCCAGAGCCGCUACUACCGCAGUCCCGAGGUGAUAUUAUACCUCGAGUACGGCACGGCGAUUGACCGCUGGUCGCUGGGCUGCGUGCUGGUGGAGCUGCACACCGGCAUGCCGCUCUUCGACGGCCGCACGGAGGCCGCGCAACUCGCCCGCUUCGAGGCGAUGCUCGGGCCGCCGCCGGCCGACAUGCUUGAGAUGUCCCCGAAGCGGGCGAAGUUCUACGACUCCACCGAACGGGGCUUCCGCCUGCGCGAGCCGCCGCUGCCCGCCCGGCCGCUGGAGAGUGUCAUUGGCGUCACCACCGGCGGACCGCGCGGGGCCCGCAGGGGACAGCCCGGCCACAGCGAGGAGGCCUACAGACAAUUCCACGACUUUGUCAGCAGACUCCUGCAGUACAGACCAGCAGACCGUAUGAGCUGCCAUGACGCCCUGCGGCACCCAUUCUUGGAGCCCAUGUGGACAGCAGACCAACACCAACAACAACAACGGGCACAGCACAUACACCAACAACAACAACAGCCACAGACACAGGCACAACUACAUCCACCAGAAGUACAAGCACAUCAAGUCGCACCUCCUCAGACGCAGUAG